GCACUGCGGGGCCGGCGCGGAGCCCUCACCGGGCGGGGGCGGGGACUCACCUUCCCCGCCGCAGCGCGGCGCCGCCUCCCGCCCGCCACACCUCCCCCCUCCGGCGGCGCGGCACCCGCUGCCCCGCCGCGCCGCUCUGCCUGCGCCGCCCCGCCAUGGAGCAGGGGCCGGCGGGGGGGGGCCGCCGCCGCCGGCGGUACCGGGGGUCUGCUCCUGCCGCUGAGCGAGAGCGAGCAGCAGCGCUACUCCGAGCUCUUCUCGCGGUGCUGCCCGCCCCCCGAGGCGGCCGCCGGGGGCAGCAGCGUGGGCGAGCUGUUCCGGGCCUCCCAGCUACCCCCGGACACGCUGCACCAGAUUACAGAAGUUUGUGGAGCCAAGCGUGUGGGUUAUUUUGGUCCUGCUCAAUUUUAUAUUGCUUUGAAGUUAAUUGCAGCAGCACAGUCAGGGUUCCCAGUACGGAUUGAAAGCAUUAAGAAUGAAUUGCCUCUGCCACGGUUUAUGGCGCUGAAAAAUGACAGUGAAGUACGUUACGGAACUCCAGCAGAACUCCAUGGAGUUAAAUUUCAGGUUCCACAUGCAACUGUGGAAAAAAAUUCCUACAAAAGAACAGAUGAAGGGGACAAACAGGAGCCCAAGUCUCCUCCAAUGUCUCCUAUCUGCUCACCUCCUGCUUCUCCAUCUACUUACCAGAGAAUACCCCCAAGUUAUGGAUAUGGUAAAUCAAGAAGUGGGCUGGAGCAGCAGCAUGGAGCUCCUUAUGAAGUCAGACACUCAACUCACCAGCAAGAUGGACCAUCAUCAGGGAAUUAUGGAGCCAAACCUGCACUGACCUGUUCAACUCCUAAUCGGUCUCUUUCAGCAGAGCGGGAGCAGCAGGACAGCGGCACCCGCUACUCGGAUGACCCUUGGAGAAUAACAGAGGAGCAACGAGACUACUACAUCAACCAGUUCAGGUCCCUGCAGCCUGACCUGAACUCCUUUAUUUCAGGUUCUGUGGCAAAGAAUUUCUUCACAAAAUCAAAGCUGCCCAUCCCAGAGCUUUCUCACAUCUGGGAGCUGAGUGAUGUGGAUUGUGACGGGGCACUGACACUCGCGGAGUUUUGUGCUGCUUUCCACCUUGUGGUUGCGAGGAAGAAUGGUUACCAGCUGCCUGAGACACUGCCAGAGACACUGCUGCCCGAGUACCUUCAGACAGCUUCUUUGAAGCCCAUGCAUGACUGCACACUGUUUGAUUCGUAUUCUGAGCCAUUGCCAGGUGGUCAGCAGACUCGGGACUUCAAUCGGACGGAGAAAACAUCAGCUGAAGAUGUACCUGAUAACUCUGCCCUGUUACAAGAUGGAAAGAAAGAUGACAAACAAGCUCUUAAAGUAAGCACUGUGCUCAAAACAAUACCAAAGGAAUUUCAGCACUUGACUGUGAAAGCUGUUGCUCAGGAAUCUAAUGCACUUAAGGCCAGACCACGAUCCAGGUCCUAUUCUAGCACAUCAAUAGAAGAUGCAAUGAAAAAGGGAGAAGAGCCCCCUACUCCACCUCCAAGGCCACAGAAAUCACAUUCCAGAGCUUCCUCUUUGGAUCUGAACAAAAUAUUUCAACAAAACACACAAGCUGUGAGGUCUGCCUGGCUGCCCCCACCACCACCUGCGCUGCCUCCUCGACCUUCUGUAUCUCAGACAGAGCAGCCAUCUGAGGUUGAAUUGCAUCCUCAGAUGAGUAGACCCCCAUCACAGGCAGAAGAGAACAGUUCAGCAAAAAAGGAGGUUGUUCUCGCUCAGCCACCCUCCAAACCUGCUCGCAGGAAGCUCCGGACAGAGGCGCAGGGGCUGGAGACUCCCGAGCUUUCUCCCACUAUAAAUGUGACUUCUUCCCUGCCAGCAGUCAAGCCUCACCUCCCAGUCCAAAAACAGUCUUCCAAGCAGAAAAGGGCUAUUCAGACCGCUAUACGAAAAAACAAAGAAGCCAAUGCUGUGCUCGCCAGGUUGAACAGUGAGCUCCAGCAGCAGCUGAAGGAGGUUCACAAGGAACGAAUUGCCUUGGAAACACAGCUGGAGCAGCUACGUCCCGUCACCGUCUUGUGACUUCCCGCACCGCCGUGCAGCAGCGAGAGCGGAGCGCGGGUCCUGACAGCCAUGCAAGGAGAGGAGCGCGGUGCAGCUGAGCAGGGGUUUGGCUGCGGUGGUGGGAAGGACCGGCUUGUUGGGUCUCCCUUCACCCUGCUGCACGCAUUUGCCUUUUUGCAGGUGAAGGAGGUACAGAAAACAAAUAGCUGACUGCUGGAUAUUUCUGCAUGGGAGGAUGCUUUGCCGCCUUUCCUCCCUCUUCCCAGGCUGAUGUGUAAAUGCAGUCUACCGCUGAAAUGAAUAACCUGAGAGUGUUUUAUUUAUGUAAAGAAUUCCUGAUUUAUAUGUGUUCUGGCAGCACCUCCUGCCCCAAUCAUUAGGAGGUACAGAAUUCCUGAAUUCUUACUUAAAUAUAAACGUCAUCUUCUGAGAUGGCCUUCUGGAUGUUACUGAUUCCUGUAGGAUUAUAUCACGGUGGAGUACCUGUGGGUUUAAUGUAUUACAGGAAUAAAGCUCAUUAGACAUACAGAGUCUAUCCGCAAUCGCAUGCCAGAUAAUUAUUUUCUUAGUACUGUUUAUUAUGCAAUCAUGGAUAUAUUUUAAUCUUGCAGAACUUGUAUUUUAUAAGUUCAAAUAAUAAGAAAGAACAGUAAAAAAAUACUAAAAUCUAAUUAUUUUGGAAAUUACAAAAAAAAAAAAAAAAAGGUUUUUGAGCUAUACCUUUCAUAUCACCAGUGUUUGAUCACUUGCUUGCAACUGCCAGUGUCUCUGCAUACUUUUACUGUGUUUGAGAUCACUGGUUUACAGCUUUUUUCCUUUAAACAACAGCGUAUUUCUAACAAGAGGUUAAAAAUGCUUUCAGGGCAUUUUUAUAAGAGCUGUUCUGUGUACAUUUAUAUUAGUCUGCUUUGUUGUCUUAAUAGCUGCUGAUUUGUUGUAAGAAGGUGUACAAGAACUGUACUUCCAAAAGAAGAAAGAUAGCAAAAGUGCUAUAUAUGAGGUUAUAAAACGUGUGAUGGAAAUAAUUGCCUUCAACAGGCUUUCAUUAAGGUUCCUUUGCACCUCACUGGAGAUGCUGCUGAUAGGAUAAAGCUGCUAAUGCUCAUCCAUCUAUUUUCUAAAUGAAGAAACAAAGAUUAGUUUUUAACCUGGGUCUGAUCCAAGGCCAACUGGAUCCUAUAGGGAUUUUUCUGUGGAAGCAGUGGUCGUUGACUUCGGUCUCAGUUCUCACAAUGGAAGCUUGCUAACUAAUGUUGCUCUUUUUUUCUUGGGCCAGUCUUCUUAGAUUGGGCAACUUCAGACAUAACGAUGCCAGCCCUGCUCCCACCAUGGAUAUGGUGUGUGCCUCACUGCAAGGGAGGGUCACCUGCCUGUUAUCCAUCUUAACCAUGACGCUGCACGUGUUUCAUAUCCUGUUGUUCACUGACCUAAUUUGACUGUACGCGUUUGCCUUGCAGAAGUGGUGAAACAGUUUUUUUACUGUUGUUGGUGUGAUGCUUUCUCCCUGUAGCUAGAGGGUGGCCCUGGGGCUGGGAGGAAGGAGAAGCAGAUUUGAAGCAGCUGGGUAGCCUCCCUUCUGGGUGUAUUAUGGAGUGGCUGCAGUGAGAUAUCGGAGAAUACCAGAUCAGCCAAAAGUUUUGUUGAGAGAUAAGGCAGACAUCAAUAGGAAUGUUCAAAGUGAUGAGGAAACGGGCCGCUUUUUCUGAAAGAGAUACGGGUGUGGGACAUGGAUCCAGAAGUCUGAAGGUGACAAUAAGUAUUUGCAGAACUGUUACUACAAAUCUGUUUUUGUAAUGCAUUGGGUUUGAUUCAACUAAAUCACUGUCACCAAGUAACAACCGUUUCUCUGGAUUUGAGACUUCUUUUGUGUGACUGUUGCAUAGUUGGGGUCAGGCGGUCAUUCCAGGUCAGUGACAAAAUGCAGCAACUGCAGACUUUUCUGGGAAGCUGCAAAAGAGCUGCUGCCUUCUUGCUAGUAGUGGAACUGUUCAGAAGUUACAAUCAUUUAUUUCAUAUGUUCAUAACACUUGAGUAAUUCCCGAGAUUUUAAUGAGGUUAAGUGCUUGCUCUGUUUGCUUUUUAGUUCUUACAUUGUCAUUUGGUUAAUAAGCCCCUACUAUUCAAUAGGAAAUAAUCAUAUGGCACAUUUGCUUUUUAUUUUAUAGUGAUUUUCCAAGGACAGUUUUUCAAUGAUGACAGAGGGGCAUGCACAUUUGCAUUUUGAAGGCAGUGGAGAAUUUUUUCAUGUUUUAUAGGAGCUUCCUUUAGAAUAAUCCCCCAUUUGUUAUUCAUGGAACAGAUGCUGUUCAAAAGAAGAGUGGAAAAGUCUGCUUUAUGUCUUUUUCAAAUGUCUCCCUUCUAACGUACAGGGAGGGGGUUUCAUUCACUGGCAAUUAGGAUACUUGGUUAGCCAACAAUGAAAUACUUACUCAGUUGUUACUCUACCACUGGACUUAAUAAAUUAAAAAUUUUAACCAUCCCUGCAUUUUCAGGGUUGCAAUCAAAUGCCCCACUGGGCUUCAAAUGUCCCACUUCAAGGCCUGCACUGUGAGUUGAUUUAUAUUCUGUUUGGUGAAAUGUCAGCUAUGAUGAUACACUACUGCACAUAGAGAGUAAAGCGAAAUAUUCAAGGAGAAAUGUUGGUGUGUUAUACAUAUGAUGCAGGAAGUUACUCUUCUGUAUGUCUCAGUACUUAAGCAUUCAUGAUAGCCCAUGCAAAAUGAAAAAAUGUGUCUGAUUUUGGGAGUCUGUUAGCAUUUUCAGAGGGAGAGGAGAGGAGAGGGCAUCGUGAAGCUAUAGGCAGUGCUUCUGGCAAUUGCUCCAUGCAGCUAUGCACAUGAGUACUAUCAACAGAACCUGGCUGGACAGAAUUCACAUCUAAAUGCAGUAUCACAAACUUUGUCAAAAAAUAAUUCUUCCUUUGGAAAAAUGUGGGUACAGCAAAGUCGUCAUUUCUUGCAGAAACCUUUACUUUCUGAAGCUUUGGAUGGGAGAUGCUCCUAGACCCAAGGCACACCAGCUGGUCAGAAGGGGAGAGCUCACAGGCAGUUUGCUCAGUGUUCAGGGCACUUUCUUGAGUGACAGGAGAGCAAUCAACUUUAAGCCCCUGACAUGCCUGACUGAGAACAGCAACUAGGAUCUGCUUAUCCCAGCUUACAGCCUGACCGAGGAGCUAGAGCAGCUUCCCAUGCAUGAGGUCUCGCUCUCCUCAGUGCAUGGUUUCUUGUAGGUAUUUAUGCAGAGCAGAACAUCCCCAGCAAGACAGGGUAACUGGGAACAGGAGCUGGAGCACAGCUUCCUUGCAUGUGAGAGGAUGCGCUGACCGUGAGCCUGAUGCCCGUUGCUCAGUCUUCAAUUUCCUGCAGCUAUUCUGGUUUGGACAAUUAAAUACUUUUGUCUGCGGGCCAAGACUAGGCAGAGCAGAUAAGAAUCUUCCUCUGUGUCUGUGUGAGUGUGCACUCAUGUGUCUUCCUUUUGAUCAUGCAUUUCUGUAUGGAUCUGUUAAUGUUCAUAUCACCUGAUACCUUUGUUUGAAAUACAUGUUUCAGUACAUGGUAAUUCAGUGGUCGAAAAGAAGAAUUCCCAGCUAAGUGUAGUGACUGGUUGCCUUUAUAGAUCAAGCCAUUUUUAUGUGAGCCUUUAAAUAUAAAUAAUGACCUGGUAAUUAUGCAAGGCAAACAGCUUCCAUUCAUUUCAGAGGCAUUCCUUUAAACAAACUCUCUGGGAACAAACAUUAAUUCUUAAUAAUCAAUGUCCUUCUUCUGGUUAUUAAUGUUAUACUAGUAUGCAGUGGAAACAUUAGCACCUCUUUCCAGACAGUUCUCAGCUCUCUCUUCCAGACAGUUUUGGUGAUGUAGCAAAAAUGUCAGCGAUGAGUAGAUUCAGCCUUGUUAUUGGUAAGUUGGUGAAUAUCCUUUUUAACUCAAAAUACUAUCUCCAAACUAUUUUUACGUGCAUGGCAGUAGUUUUGCUGGUGGAUACAGAAUUCCGAGAUCAGGGAGAGGAACUUGUUUAGCUAUCAUUCACAGUCCCAGCUUGACACUGCCAGGGCUAACCAGCGUGGGGUGGUGACAGCUUGCAUGGUAAAAUGACCCCAAAGGCAUGGUUGGGACAUGGGAACCCUUCAUGGUGAGCAUUUAGGAUGAGCAUGACAAGAAAAUUGCCUUUUGGUGGUGUAUAAGCUGCUUUCUGCCAGCUGAGCUUCUAGAUCAGGAGAAGGAGAGCUGGUAGAAGUUGCUAGCCAGGGAAUGAGGGGUGUCUGCUCUCCAGCACCAUCCCUUCAGCACACACGGUCCUUGACAAGAAAAUACAUGGGCUCAUGAAGCCACAUAUUUUAUUGACUAAAGAGUAAAAGUAUUUUUUCAGGAAAAAAAACCCAGAUCCUAAGUGGUAUAGUAUGUUUGAGAAGAGACGAUGUAUUUUGAAGCUUUUUUCAGUUAUCUUCAUGAUAAUGUGCUGUGAACAUAUGCAUUAUGUUUUACUCUGUUAAUGAUUCUUUGAUAUAAAAAAAAUUGUAUUGCAAGCAUUAUCAUUGUUAAUCUAAAAAAAAGUACCCUGAGGCUAUUAUAUAUUUGAAUUUUAACUUUAAAAAGUAGAUAGCCAGAUUUAAGCAAUUUGUUUUCACAGCUGCAGACUGUCCACGUGGUAAGCUGCAAAAUGUAUAGUGUUCUAUACUAUGCCCAUCUAAUUUUGGAAAAUGUAUGUGAUAUGGAGCUGGGUGCUGCAUUAAAAUAAAAGCGUCCAAUAACUUCAAA
Messenger RNA from Falco peregrinus (peregrine falcon), 6812 nucleotides. It is a transcript of the gene REPS2, whose product is annotated as RALBP1 associated Eps domain containing 2. NCBI's taxonomy places the organism in Eukaryota, Metazoa, Chordata, Aves, Falconiformes, Falconidae. Gene Ontology annotation, biological process: endosomal transport; endocytosis. The transcript has 19 exons. The record is from RefSeq and is a predicted model, not a curated record. Gene Ontology annotation, cellular component: plasma membrane; cytoplasm. The annotation marks the transcript as partial. Gene Ontology annotation, molecular function: calcium ion binding; protein binding.